AAGGAGAAAGAGAGGAGGAGGGGAAAAAAAGGAGGAGGAGAGCUGAUAUUGCUGGAGCUGCUGGGCGGCCGCUGGCGGCGCUGGAGAGGACGGCAGCCAGCAGAAGCAGCAGCCGCCGCCGCCGCCGCCGUGGCGCUAGAGCGAGGAUGAAGCCGGCGGGGACUCGAGGCGCCCCCGCGGCCGAAGCAGCAGGAGGGGGAGGAGGAGGGGGGAAGGCGGCCGAGCUGGCGCCGAUCUCCUCCGCCACCGCCGCCUCUGCCUCCUGCCCGGCAGGGGAGAAAGUGGUGCACUCCCGCUCGCAGGUGCUCUUCUGCAGCAGCGGCGGCGGCGGCGGCACCCAAGCUCUGGGCGACGCCUUGAAGCUGCUGCUGCCCCGCUCGACGGCCUUCAUGAGCUCGGAGGCCGAGCUGUGGGACUUCCUCUGCAGCCUCCGGCACGAGUUUUCGCCGGUCAUCCUCCGCAGCAAGGACGUCUACGGCUACGCCUCGUGCCGGGCCGUCGUGCCGGAUCUGCCCGGGGCUUGGGCGCAGGAGAAGGAGGACGGGGAGAAAGAGGAGGAGGCGGGCCGGGCCAGCAGCAGCAGCAGAAGCAGCAGCCGGAGAGGAGGAGGAGGAGGAACCGCCGCCAACCAGGGGAAGCGCCCGCCGAGCGACGCCAAGAACCGCCGGGGUGGAGGAGGAAGCAGCGCCAAGCGAGCGGCCAAGAAGCAGCGCAGCAGCCACGACGGGCGCGACCCGAUGCUCUGUGCUCCGGCCCGAUGGACUCCUUCGCAGGGCAGCAGCCCGGAGCCGCUUCCCGAUCCGGUUCCUCCGAUCCUGGCCGCCUUCCCUCCUCCGGUCAAGGUGCGCGGCGACAUCUGGAAGCGGCGCACCUUGGAAGCCGCCCUGCGCCGCGCGCAACGCCUCUUGCGGGUCGACCUGGCGCCGGUGGUGAGGUUGCGCCGGAUCCCGCUGGGACCCACCUGCCGUUGACAGAGAGAGAGAGAGAGAGACAGCAGAGGAUCUCGUCUCGUCUGCCCAGGGACACCCCCUCCUUCAGAAGACCUUUGGAGACCCAUGUCCGGCCGCCUUGUUUACAGUCCCGGGGGGUGGGGGGGG
This is a messenger RNA of Pseudonaja textilis, 1097 nucleotides long. RefSeq names its product coiled-coil domain containing 71 like (gene CCDC71L). The record is from RefSeq and is a predicted model, not a curated record. NCBI's taxonomy places the organism in Eukaryota, Metazoa, Chordata, Lepidosauria, Squamata, Elapidae.